This is a messenger RNA of Corticium candelabrum, 3946 nucleotides long. RefSeq names its product dynactin subunit 1-like. Gene Ontology annotation, cellular component: nucleus; cytoplasm; microtubule plus-end. The coding region runs from base 9 to 3776 and encodes 1255 amino acids. The record is from RefSeq and is a predicted model, not a curated record. Gene Ontology annotation, biological process: cytoplasmic microtubule organization. Gene Ontology annotation, molecular function: microtubule plus-end binding. The transcript is spliced from 26 exons. NCBI's taxonomy places the organism in Eukaryota, Metazoa, Porifera, Homoscleromorpha, Homosclerophorida, Plakinidae.
AAAACUAAAUGGCGGAGUCGCGGUUGAUCAGAGUUGGUCAUCGCGUUCAAGUCAAGGACAAAGGAUUUUUUGGUGUCGUUGCAUACGUUGGAUCGACUCUUUUUGCGAGCGGAAAAUGGAUCGGUGUAGUGCUAGAUGAAGCGGUUGGGAAGAACGACGGCACCGUUCAGGGAAAGAGAUACUUUGAUUGUCAUGACAACUGUGGCAUCUUUGUGAGGCAAUCACAGGUUGUUGUACUGGAUGAGGUUGGUGAGGAAACAGAGUCUCCUGGAAUGUUGACCCCCAAGACGCCAUCUCCUGCUGUGAAGAGACGCUCAAGUGGACAGCCACAGUCAUCAGGAGGACGAAGUGGUCUCAAACCUCCCAGUGCUGGCAUAGCAAAAAAAGAGACUGGGCAAAGUUUAUCUGCAGUUUCUGAGCCUGUUGCAGUCGUACCAGAACCGAAAAUUGUUGUUGAGCCGGUUAUUCAUGUUUCUCAACCCGAUCCUGUCUUCCCAUCGGACCCUGUCGAGCAGUUACCAUCAUCCAAGUCAACAGACUCCGUACAAGUUGCAGCUCAAGUUCAGGAUCUCAAAGAGAAGCUGACGAUCGUGCAAUCUCGAAGACAGGAGGAGAAAGCACGAAACAAGGAACUAGAGAGAUACAAACUUCUGUACGAGCAGAUGUCAGACUACAAGAGCAAAUGGUCAACAUCUCAGUCCGACCUCCACCAGCAGUUGAAGCAAGCAAGGAAGGACGCGAAAGAAGCUCAAGAAGCAAAAGCAGUGAUUGAAGAGGAAUUGGUUGAACUACAGGAGGCUGUAGAAAUGGCAACGUUGGAUAAAGAGAUGGCAGAAGAGAGAUGUGAGAGUCUACAGCAGGAGGUCGAUGUGUGGAAAGAGAAGGUUGAAGAAGUGACGUUGGAUUUGGAGAUUUUGAAAGGAGAGAUCGAGAAGUCGGGGAUGGAGGGCAUGACCGAGUCAGUCCAAGUGAAGCAGUUGGAACAGCAGAAUGCCAGACUGAAGGAUGCUCUAGUGAGGCUGCGUGAUCUGUCCAAUCAGGAGAAAGUGGAGCACCAGACGGUCCAGAAAGCUCUUGAUCAACAAACAGCAACAGUGAAGCAGCUCACCACACAAAACGAGAAGCUAAAGCAAGACAACGAGGAAGCAGAGCAGACAAUUGAUGAGUUAAAAGAUCAGGUGGAUGCAGCUCUAGGUGCAGAAGAGAUGGUAGAGAAAUUGACCGAUCGCAAUCUGGAGCUCGAAGAGGAAGUAAAGGACAAAUCAGAGAGCAUCGUUGAUCUCGAAGCUUUAAGAGAAAUGUAUGAGGAAAUGGAGGAGCAUCACACUGAGAUAGAGCUGGAGCUUCGUGAAGAAGUUGACAUGGCCAAUGUUCGAACGCGAGAGGCUUAUCACAAAGUUGAUGCCGCACACGAAACGAAUGCAGACUACCAACAUACGAUAUCUCAAUUUCGAGAUCUAGUAAGAGACUUGCAAGCCACAAUUAUGAAUCUGCAGAAGAGCAGUGAGACUCGGAGUGAACCACAAGAGAUGGAGAGUCAAUCACAGGCGGUUCUUACUCUUAACAUGCAGCUGAAGUCGACAGAAGCGAAGGCGCACGCGAAGAGCGUUGAGAUGGAGUUGAGGAAAUUGGAUGUGCAGCAGGGAGUGGAUCAUAUCCAUCUUAUCAAGAUGUUUAUUCCAGACUUUUUCUAUCAGGCUGGAGGUGAUUACGAUGGAAUUCAAGCUGUUCUUCUCAUCAGACGUCUUCUCUUCAAGACAGACCUGAUAGCCAAGGAAAUCAGACAAAGGUUUCAGAUGGGAGACUUAGCUCACAGCGAUGAACCUCUGAAGGAUGACGCUGAUCGCCUUUCAUUUGCUGUUUCCCUUGUCCAGUCGAUGGUCACACUACAGCAACAUCUUAACAGAAUAGACAGAGUAUUGCAGCGUUGUGAUGUAGAAGUGUACGAAACAAUAGGGAAUAUGUUGUCCGACUUCACUGCUCACGAGAAGGCAGUCAACGUUGUUGUUGACAUGUUGAGAAAGGAUCAGGUUGAUGACAGCUUUGCUAUGGCUCCUGUUGAGAAGGCAAUUGGAUAUUUCAAAAACGUUGUUGAUAUGCAUCUUGAGGGUCAAUCGUUGUCUUACUCUGACGUCUUUCUCGAUUACAUCUCUGUGGUAUCAACUGGCGUUAACUCAGCCAAAUCUCUCAUACGCCAGCUGAAACCCAUCGCUCCUGCAUCAUCUAGUUUCAGCGUUUUACUCAAAGAGUGGGCAACACAUUUGUCUGACAUGCAGACGUACUGCAAGAGGGUGCGGCGGCGUGUGCCACAGGGAGAUAAGGAGAAAGGACUCCAGUACAGCAAAGAUGUAGUCUCGUCUUUGUCUGGCAUCACAGCCGAUGUUGAAAAACUCGUUCGUGUCAUGUGUGAGAUCCAGACUCAAGCAUCACAGCAGAUGGUUUUGCUUUCAGAACAGGAAGCUCUCACCGGUCCACAACUCAGCGAAAUGGCAAAGCGUGCAGCAGCAAUGGUGUUUGGUCUGCCAGAUGCAGAGAAUCCCGCAGAGAAUGUGAAGGUUUUGUGUGAGGGCAUUAACAGCGUACUCGUUAAACUUGCAACAUCGAUACAAGACGGAGACUUCGACGUCGAAAAGACAAGAGAACAGACUCCUGAGCCUCCAUAUGCAGUGAGGGCGGCUGUCAUGAGAGGAAAACUGUGUGACAUCGAGGGUCUGGGAGCGAAAAUGCAGCAGAAAGACGACGAUAUUAUGGAGUUGAAACGAGCACUGAAGAUGAAGGCAAACGAACUGAGUGAGUACGGAGUGAAGAUAUCCGUUUUGGAACAGAAAUUGGCGCAUUCUUUCAAAGAGUCUGAUCAGCGAGCCGACGAUCUGCUCAAACAACUUGCCGAAGAAAAGGAGCUUGUAACAAAGAAAGAAAAAGAAUUUGAGGUAACGAUGGACACUCUGCAGCAAGACAUUGAUGCUCUCGAAGUUGAGAAAAGAGACUGGAAGAAACGUCACGAGGCGUUGUCGAAGAAGAACAUGAUGGCCGAAAUGACGCGGCACGGUAAGGGAUCGUUCUUGACUGGACAGUUGGCCGGGGGAAGUUCACGGGUGGAAGGAGAUGCGGGGACAACUGCUGGAGCCGUGAUGAGUCAAGUUCAAGUUGUUAUAAAAGAUUCGGCCACCACGAUUGCACAGGUGGAGUCUCUACGUCGUACUCUCAGUGUAGUACGAACCGAGAACGCUCGUCUACGAGGCGAAGACAUGAGACGAAGACUAGCCAGACUUCCUCCCAUUCAAUUGCCACAGAAGCAGCCUCAUCAGCUGAAGACAGAAAGCAGAGAAAUCGCCACCAAACCAACAGAGAAACCAACAGAGAAGACGGAGGAUUUGCAAACGCUGACCAAACGAACUGACGAGCUCUUGAAGCAAGCUCAGCGAUUGGCAGCUACUCCGAAAGUUGUUGAUGUGACUAAUUUCAGUGGCAAAGCCAAAGCUGCUCCUGACCUGCAGUUUCUAAGUGAAAAGAGGCGACUUCAUUCUCUUCUCAAAGAACAUGAAACGCUGUGUUCUCAAGUUCACAGUGCAAUGGCAGCCCAAUAUCCUGCCGGUCUAGUUCACACACCAUUGAAGUCAUUUAUAUCGCCGCAGUACCUUAAGGUUCUGCAGGAGAAGGUUCGCUUGCCUCUAAUUGGCCGAUUGAAGGUUCCUGUGUCUGAUGGUACUGCCAAGUCACAAGCUGUUCUGUUAAAUUCUGAAAGACUGAAAGAGUUACAUAAUCUGUUUGUAUAGCCAAAUACUAAACAGAGACAUUCCUGUGGUUAGUGCUAACACAUAGUACACAAGUAAUGAAAUUUAUAGCACGUCACAACGAGUGCACCAUGCACGUCUAAUGUUUUAAAUUGCUUGCAUUUGUUCUCUCUGUUCGUCUAGUUUGAGAUAUUGACAGUAACAGAAAUGCA